UUGAAAACGUCAAAAAUAAAUAAACGUAUUCGGAGCUGUGAUAACUCAAAUCUCGAGCGAUGCCGAGGCAACACUUUAUCGAGGCGGUAGAACCAACCGUAAUAAAAUUAUCCGCACGCACUGUGGCAGUCCGCACAUAUAUAGGGCCGUCUUAUAGCUCUUAUAACUCAGUGCAUGUUACACACAUCUUAUGUCCCACACGAAGUGCGCGAAAAAGAGAUUGUGACUACACCGGCGAACUGAAAUUCCUGAAAAUUCCAAAUGACUGAUUCACACUUUUCGUGAAAAGCUCAACCCAGUCGUGAUGACAUUGUGAUUUAUCUUAGGAAAUUCAAAAAUUGAAUGUGAUUAGAAAAACCGCCAAUCGAAGUUAUUCAGUAUUCCAUUUUUCGUUCCAAAUUUCACAGAAGAAAAUGAGUGAUAAAGUGAAAAUGUGAUAAAAUAAUCAACCCCGACUGGUUCGCGAACGAACUUUGUGAUAGAAAAACUGACGAUUUUGUGAUAUAUUUCGACUGACUUAACCUAAAUCAAAAUGCCACUAAGUUAUGAACAAACCAAAAGGAAUCCCUUGCGGAUCUUAAAAAAAAUAAUGACCGUAAGAACUUUCGUAACCUAUAUUAUUUUAUUAAUAUACGUACCAUACACAUUUAGUAGUGAUAGAUAUGACCACUUCAACAAAACGCAUAGUAUUAGAAAACGACAAGAAGAUACAUUAGAAUCAGAACAUGUACAAACAUCGGGAUGUCAAAGGUGCAGAGUAAGGGAAGAAAUCAAAAAGAGAAACAUAUACGCGAUCAAAGAGAAAAUUUUGAAACAGAUGGGUUUUGACGAAGCUCCCAAUAUAACAGGAAAAAUUCUUCCUACCGUGCCUGCUGAGUAUCUAGCUAGAAUUGAGGAGAAAAACGAAGGAAUGCAAAGUGAUCAACCACAUUCUGCAGGAGGAUAUUAUGCAGAGGAGGAAGACGACUACUCUAUGAAAAUGGAAAAAAUUUGGACAUAUGCACAACUUGCUCCAAGACUGAGGCACAAAGGCCAUGACAUUCUCCACUUCUCCUUCAGCAAUAGUAUAACCAAAUUUCAAGUGAGCAACGCAACGCUGUUCUUGUACAUCAGAGGGACAGAGAGAAGCUCAGUUUAUCAUGACGUAAUUGUAGACAUAUACAGAGUCAGGAAGAUCACGGACCAUUUUGAACCAGCAGCGCUAACCAAAGUCUACGGUAGGAAAAUUCCACAACCUCCAGGAAAGGGAGACUGGGUUAAAAUCGAUUUCACUGAAACCGUAUCAGAGUGGUUCAGGAAUCCUCGAGACAAUCAUGGUUUCCUAGUGAAUGCAACUGUGAACGGAAAGAAAGUGCUUGUCACCGAUAUGAAUGUGGACAAAGGAAAAAGGAUUCCUUACCUGGAAAUAUCAACUUACGAAUCGAAACGUCGAGUAAGACGCAGCACCGCUCUAAACUGUGACGAUUCAUCGGACCAAUCCCUUUGCUGUCGGUACCCCUUCGUCGUAGACUUCGGAUAUCUCGGAUUCGACUUCAUCAUCGCCCCAAGAACAUUCAAUUCCUAUAUGUGUGCGGGAGAGUGCAGCUUCUUGUCGCUUCAAAAAUACCUGCAUACACACCUCAAACAGAUCGCGAUGCCAAAUAGUUUACCACCUUGCUGUACGCCAAGGAAAUUAGGCAGCAUUUCCAUGCUUUACUUCGAUCAGCAUAUGAAUAUUUUGUCUGGGUCAAUGCCUGGGAUGGUGGUGGAGAGGUGUGGAUGUUUAUAAUGAAUUGUGCUGGUAUCUACUCUGGUUGGCAAUUCGUUCAACCUUUGGCAAAGUACUUAAUAGCAGUACCAUGACUCAAACAUGAUGUUGUAUCGUGAAGUUCUAGAAAUUGAAAUUUCCUGCUGCUCAUAUCCAAUUCCAAAUCAUUUUGAGGUUAACUUUGCAAUUGAAACACUCCCAAUAAUGAUAUUCACAAAAUGUUUUUUUUUCAAUAUUGUUCGAUAUAAACUCACGAAAUAGCAUAUACCUGACGUUUCAAAUGGACACCAUUAUUAGACCUGAAACAUUCAAUUAAUUAGCUAGUAAAUGAGUGUCUAUAUCGAAUUUGCUUUCUAAUUGCAAAUUCUGAUUUUUAAUAUGCUGUUAGCACCAGUAUCAUCAAUGUGAAUCCAAGUUUGCGGCUUGGAUUAAUCUGAAGCACAUUGAAUUUACUAUAUUUUUUAGGAUAUACUUCGAGAAUGAGUGAUUUUUUCAAGUAACGAACAAAAUACGAAGAGAGUUGCAUCAGAUGAAGCUGUAGCAAAUUUUGUUAGCUUUAAUUCAGAUAUAAUAUGAUGUCAGUAACCCUAUAGUUUUCUGACAGCCUUUGAGAAUCUCAUGAGUAUAAAGUCAACUUUAUAUGAAAUGUCCCUUUAUAAUACUCAAACGCUGAUAAUGAAUGUCUUUACAUCUAUACGUUCGUUUCUCAAUUUCCAUGCAAGUGACCAUUGCUGCCAUAGUUCACACAUUGGAAGGAAACCUUUCCAAACAAGUAACCGUUGAUUUGCUUUUCAAGUUCUAUUCCAAUUUUUUUAUCCAUGUAGGGGAUGAUUUUAAUGGACUCAACGAUGACUUUAUCGAAACUUCUUCGAUGGUCAAAUAGUGUAGGCCAUAUCUUUCAGACCGUCUUGCAGCUAAUACCUAGGAAUUGGUGCGUAUGUUCCGUUGGUGCGAUACCAGUAGAAUGGAAAAAGAAUAGUAUUUUUCAAAAUAUGGUUAGGCGGAGCUCCCAAUUUCCUUUCUUUCCUGUCUGAAUGAGUUUUCUCAUUGGUGCACUGACUGGAAUAUACUGCACCCAGAGUUCUUGAGUUUUGACCAUUUAUUUUCAUUUCGAUCUGUUCACCAUGUUCUUCUUUUGUGAAUGGGUUAUUUUUUCUUUGAAACAAAUAACGAAAGUAGCAAGUGUGGUACUUGACAAACAUAUUGAAUUUUAAAAAAACGUAGUUUUCCAGUUUUAAUUUUUCUGAAGUUACAAGGAAAUCAUUAGGUUACAGGUGUGAUUGCAUGCUCAAUUUAACGCUUAUUACAUACAUUAGCUUCAAAUGCUACAACUCAACUCGAGAUAACGUUUUUAUAUGAUAAAUAUUUUCACGGGUCGGCAAAGAUCAUUAGAAACCACAAACUUGGAUUCACUCAACUGGUAUAAGCCAUAAUAUAUUAUAUCUAUUUUCAGUUAGCUAGUUGGAUGGCUGCUAGUUUCAGUAAUCUCAACAGUAAAAAUUUCCAUUUGUGAAGUUUGGUAAAUAUAAAAUCAAUGCGUGUGCUAGUGGUUGUAAGAGAAAAAUUUCAACCAACUUCGAAUUUUUCUCAUCAAAACAUGUAAACUUUCACGGCUGGUGAUAAAUGUAUCAAAGAUAAUUUUCGGGUUUGCUAGGUGUGGUCUGCAGGUCUUCUGGCCUCCACGACUGUGGUAUCAAAAGUGAUGAAGCAACGGACGAAGUGAUAUGAUCGUCCUUGAAAUAAAACCUAUCUGUAGAUUUGGAUUGGAUCUUCGGUUUCAUUAUAUUAGUUGUAGGAAUGGCAUCGAUCCUAUUAGUUGGAAUAAAUGACUUGAUACGAGAUUAACCGAGUGCAGGUAGUCAGAUUUUGUUUAUAAUAACUCCCUUUUCCUUUUGGUUGAACAUUUUUCAGUGUUUCUGAAUUUCUAUUGUCUUCGUUCAUAGUCUUGGAUAGUAAAGAGUCCUACUGAGGACUCACUCAGUCUUUUCAAACGUGAUAACUUGGAUACCUCCUCUAAGUGCAUGUUUCGCUUCUGAACCCUUGGUGUUAUCAAGUGUCUAUUGGCUUCCUUCAGAAAUCGAUAUUCAGGCCAACAAAAACCAUCAGAGAGAGAAGGUCUUUGGUAAAACGGGAGGUUUACUGGAUCCUUUGUAGCUAUAUCUGGUCUACAUUGGGAUCACAAAGAGGAAUGUAUUGGACGAAUACAAUUCCAACCAAAAGGAAGGGGGAUGUUAAAUUGAUAGAAUAUAUCUGUCUGCACUUAAUUGCACUCGUAUCGGAUCGUUUGAUUCAGCCAACAGGAAAAAAGUUACUCCGAUCACCAAUAGAAUAUAAUCGAAGACCCAAAGCAGUUGUGUAGUAUCUGCUUUAAAAACAAUUUGAUCAUUUUCUCGUUGCCUCAUCACCUUUGAUAAUGUCUGCCUCAUUCGUAGACGAAACGUCAGGGAUCAAAACCUGGAGACCAUGACACAAUCUAUGGAAUAGUUAACAUAUAGACACAACAUCAAUGGACACAAGUUUGUGUAAUAUGUAUCAUCUCCAAAAGAAGGAGAAAUUUCACUUUCUUAUUUAUUUCCAUUAGGUUUUUCAUCGUAAAUAUGUGUACAUCAAACGAUUAUUAUGAAAAAUGAUAAUUAUGACCUCUACUUUCAAAUUAAAUCUCGAGUUUUUGGUACAAGGUGAGUCAUUCAUCACGUUGGACAAGAUGUGGAACAAUACCUCUCAUUUUUGAAAAUUUAGCUCACUUUCCUCAAUUUUUUUGUGACCAUUAAUUGGCGACACUGAGACUGUUUCUCUUUACAUUCAAAUUAUUGUAAUGAACAUAAAACGUGGAUUGUUCCUAUAACCAAUUGACAUUUUCUUUUUUCUUUUCCGACAUAUUUUCUUCAAAUUUGAAUUAUAUCUUGUCUUGUUCACGUAGGGAAAAUCUGUUACACAAAUGAAAUUAUUUCUUAACAUUUUGAGAAAACAGAUUACUCGUAUAGGUAGAGUGAAGUAUAGAAUUUUAGAAAAAUCCUGUACUCAGUCACACUUAUUUUUGAAACACUAGAGUCAUUGAAGAAUAACAAUCUUCCUUACGAAUCACGUAGAUCAUGAAUGAUUAGAACGGUACAUAGAGUAAUUCAAAUUCCAUUACUCUCUAUUCAACAAGUGGAAUGAGAUGUUUUUUUAGAAUUAGACAGUUAGAUUCAAGUUUGUUACGAAAUACCAACUGGAGCCGUCGUAUAGAAAUUGGGAUGAAAUGAUCAGAAAUGUGAUUUGAGGGUCAUUCAAAUAUUACGUAAGCAUCAAAGGGGGUAGGGGGUCUUUGCUUGGCUUAUUUUUAACAACGAGGUGGGGGUUGAAAAUUACUAAAAUUCUGCUAACGUGAAACUUGACUGACCCCUAUGAAUAGGGAGGGACAUUUUGGUUUCGUGUGGAACAUUAUUCAAAUUAUUGAUGCGGUUUGAAGCAAAUCAGUUUCUGUGAGUCAUAACUUUCAAAAACCUUAGUCUCAGUUGAUGGGAAAGCUUAGCUUCAUAAUUUUAUUCAAGUUUCAAGUAUUGAUAUGUUGCUCUGAAAAAAAAAAUUAAAUACUGCCUUGAAAUUGUUUAUAUCUCCAUUGAACUGGUAAAAUCACAUUUCAAGUGAUUUGACUUCAUGAUUUAUUUCAAUUUUGAUACCAUUAUAAAAUUAUUUUUGCUAAUUGUCCAAUACUUACUGUAAAUAUUUUGUAUGAAUUUAUGUGAUAUGUUUAGAUAUAAGUUUACCGAUCUUUAUAUUUAUUUUUGUAAUGAAUCGAAGAAGAAGAAAUGAACUGGAUAGCGAUCCAGUAUUUGUAUUUGUAAGUAUCAGAUUCGCUUGUCCAAAAAUUUUCUACGAAAAUUUAGGAUCAGUCGAACGACGAUUGCACAAAGAAGUGAAUUUGAAGUGAUAAAGAAUAUCCAAAUUGAAUUUUGUGAUAAAUUGCCUUAGGAGAUGUAAUUUUUGAGAUAUUUUUAAAUUGGUUGGCUCUGAAUGAUAUUCACUGAAGGCGCGAUAACAUCCUAAGUGAUUAGUUGUAUAUAGACUGUAAAAAUUUCUCAUGAUAUGCCAUAAUAUAGAUCUCGUUUUGAAACACAUUUCAUGGAAUUUAGGAAAUCCAAUAUUUUUGUAUAGAUAGUUGAUGUAUAUAGCGGCAAUGUUCAAGAAAAAUCAUUUUACUAGUAUAUAAAUUAAAUUUCUACUUUUUUCCUUUUGAAACAAUAUUGUCAGUUUUCUAUGUGUUUUCGCUUUUUAUAUGUAAAUUAGGUAGAUAUGUACUAGAUUUUACUAAAUAAACAGUUAAAAAAG
Molecule: messenger RNA, 6058 nt
Organism: Leptinotarsa decemlineata (Colorado potato beetle)
Lineage: Eukaryota; Metazoa; Arthropoda; Insecta; Coleoptera; Chrysomelidae
Gene: myo
Product: growth/differentiation factor myoglianin
Cellular component (GO): extracellular region
Molecular function (GO): cytokine activity; growth factor activity
Source: RefSeq, a predicted model, not a curated record